GGCGGAAAAGGCGGGGCUUCUGGGUGACGUCACGGACCCCGAGCUGCUGGGCUUCCAGAGCGAACUGAGCGCGCGGGAAUGGCGGUCGCCAGCGAAGCUCUGGGCCUCUUGGUCACCGAGCUGUACGACGUGCAGGCUUUCAAGUUCGGGAGCUUUGUGCUCAAGAGCGGGCUCACCUCCCCUGUCUACAUCGACCUGCGGGGCAUCGUGUCCCGCCCGCGACUCCUCAGUCAGGUUGCAGACAUUUUAUUCCAAACGGCAAAAAAUGCAGAGAUCAGUUUUGACAGUGUGUGUGGAGUUCCUUACACAGCGUUGCCACUAGCUACAGUUAUCUGUUCAACCAAUCAGAUUCCCAUGCUCAUCAGAAGGAAAGAAACAAAGGAUUAUGGUACCAAGCGUCUUGUAGAAGGAGAGAUUAAUCCGGGGCAAACCUGCCUGAUCAUUGAGGAUGUCGUCACCAGUGGGGCCAGUGUUUUGGAAACUGUUGAAGUUCUUCAGAAGGAGGGCCUGAAGGUGACUGAUGCCAUUGUGCUGCUAGACCGUGAGCAGGGUGGCAAGGACAAGCUGCAGGCUCGCGGGAUCCGUCUCCACUCUGUGUGCACGUUGUCUGAAAUGCUGGAGAUUCUCGAGCAGCAGAAAAAAAUUGAUGCUGAGAUGGUUGGGAGCGUGAAGAGGUUUAUUCAGGAGAAUGUUUUCGCAGCAGCUAAUCAGAAUGGCGUUCCCCCUCCUGAGAAGAAAGCAUGCAAAGAACUCAGCUUUGGUGCUCGAGCAGAGCUGCCCGGGGUCCACCCACUUGCCUCAAAACUUCUCAGGCUUAUGCAGAAGAAGGAGAGCAAUCUGUGUCUGUCUGCUGAUGUAUCAGAGGCCAGAGAGCUGCUGCAGCUAGCAGAUACCUUGGGGCCCAGCAUCUGCAUGCUCAAAACUCACGUUGAUAUUCUGAAUGAUUUUACUCUGGAUGUAAUGGAGGAGUUGGCAGCUCUGGCAAAACGCCAUGACUUCUUAAUAUUUGAAGACAGAAAGUUUGCUGAUAUAGGAAACACAGUAAAAAAGCAGUAUGAAGGUGGCAUCUUUAAAAUAGCUUCCUGGGCAGAUGUAGUAAAUGCCCAUGUGGUGCCAGGCUCAGGCGUUGUGAAAGGCUUGCAGGAAGUGGGCCUGCCUUUACAUCGAGCAUGCCUGCUGAUUGCGGAAAUGAGCUCUGCCGGCUCCUUGGCCACUGGGAACUACACCAAAGCAGCAGUUGGGAUGGCUGAGGAGCACUGUGGAUUUGUGAUUGGCUUUAUAUCCGGCUCCCGAGUGAGCAUGAAACCAGAGUUUCUUCACUUUACCCCCGGAGUUCAAUUAGAAACAGGAGGGGAUCACCUCGGCCAACAGUACAAUAGUCCUCAAGAAGUGAUUGGCAAACGGGGUUCUGAUGUCAUCAUUGUAGGCCGGGGAAUACUUGCAGCAUCUAACCGGCUAGAAGCAGCUGAGGUGUACAGAAAAGCUGCCUGGGAAGCUUAUUUGGGUAGGCUUGCUGUUUAAUAAGAUGCUGAAGACGACUGGUGUUCUCAAAGCAACAGUGCCUUACAGUGCUCUGGGUUCUGCACAGAGCCAAUGAGAGACUCUGGAACUAUCAUAUCAUGGUCUUUACGUGUAAUCACUGCCUUGGUACUGUAAUAAGCUCUUUGUAAAGCUUGCUUUUGUCGAGACUGGUAUUUGUUGGGCAGCCACCACCUUUCUGAUUCCCUUACCCUUUCAGAGUUAAGGUACAAGCCUAAAUUGAGGUCCUGACGUUUCACGUCCACACAUAUGCACGGUUCCAGAGCGAUCUUUCAGUUCAUUCCUAGGAAACCAGGUCACAACUAAUUGUGUGUUUUUGCUCUUUUGGGGGGCCUGCCACCCAACUCCCAAAUAAAUCACAUGGAGGGUUAUUCUUAGUUAUGAA
Molecule: messenger RNA, 1924 nt
Organism: Microtus ochrogaster (prairie vole)
Lineage: Eukaryota; Metazoa; Chordata; Mammalia; Rodentia; Cricetidae
Gene: Umps
Product: uridine monophosphate synthetase
Biological process (GO): 'de novo' pyrimidine nucleobase biosynthetic process; 'de novo' UMP biosynthetic process
Molecular function (GO): orotate phosphoribosyltransferase activity; orotidine-5'-phosphate decarboxylase activity
Source: RefSeq, a predicted model, not a curated record